AUCCUGGAUUGCGCACUGAAAGGAAAGUGUGAAAGUUGGUACAGGACACCACAGUCCUUUGUAAUAAUACAUUUCCAAAUGUAAAAAAUUCUUGAAACUGGGAGAUUUCAUCAUCAAGGCCACUGAUACUUUUUUAUAUGCAUGGGAGAGAGGUUAGAUCUCACAUGAGAAGCCUCUGCUGCUUGGAAGAGAACUAAGAGGUCAACAGAUACAAACCCACCAACACAACCAUGAAGCCAGGCAGCUUUUUCCUCCUCACUUUGAUGGUCUUCUUUUUGUACUCAGGUGAGUCAUAUUUCAUACUGUAAAGGUUCCCCUUCUGGAGAGAUUUGCAUUUUGAGGCUCCCAUUAUAUGUUCCAUCUCAGAAAGAAACAUAAUGAUGCAUGGUUGUUUUUGAGGUUGCUUCCUCGUGCUACUACUACUACUACUACUACUACUACUAAUUUAUUUAUACCCCGCCCAUCUGGCUGGGCUUCCCCAACCCCUCUGGGCGGCUUCCAACAAAAUAUUAAAAUACAGUAAUGCAUCAAACAUUAAAAGCUUCCCUAAACAGGGCUGCCUUCAGAUAUCUUCUAAAAGUCUGGUAGUUGUUGUUCUCUUUGUCAUCUGGUGGGAGGGUGUUCCACAGGGCAGGUGCCACUACCGAGAAGGCCUUCUGCCUGGUUCCCUGUAACUUGGCUUCUCGCAGGGAGGGAACCGCCAGAAGGCCCUUGGCGCUGGACCUCAGUUUUCGGGUAGAACGAUGGGGGUGGAGCCGCUCCUUCAGAUAUACUGGACCGAGGCCGUUUAGGGCUUUAAAGGUCAGCACCAACACUUUGAAUUGUGCUCAGAAACGUACUGGGAGACAAUGUAGGUCUUUCAAGACCGGUGUUAUGUAGUCUUGGUGGCGGCUCCCAGUCACCAGUCUAGCUGCCGCAUUCUGGAUUAGUUGUAGUUUCCGGGUCACCUUCAAAGGUAGCCCCACAUAGAGCACAUUGCAGUAGUCCAAGCGAGAGAUAACCAGAGCAUGCACCACUUUGGCGAGACUGUCCGCGGGCAGGUAGGGUCUCAACCUGCGUACCAGAUGGAGCUGGUAGACCGCUGCCCUGGACACAGAAUUGAUUUCAGGAAAGGUGCCUGAAAUCCCUAAACACAGUAUUCUCAGUCAUACAAACAAAUAAUAAAUACCGUAUUUUCCCUUCUAUAACACGCAGAUUUUUUCUCCUAAAAAGUAAGGGGAAAUGUCUAUGCGUGUUAUUGAGCGAAUGUGUGGUCCCUGGAGCCGACUGGCCCGAGUGCAUCACACAUUUUCUUCGAGGGUCGUCUUCGUUGCGGUCAGCAGAAGCCAGGGAAGUGCUUGCUAGGAGGUUUGGCCACUCUGCAGCGUGACUGUGUGUUUGCUAGUGUGUGUGCUUUGUGAGUGUGUGGUUGCCUGUGUGUUUGUUCACUAGCGUGGGUGCUUGGAGGGAGUGAGAGAGUGACUGACUGCUGCAUCUUCUCCUGCAAUUUGCCUUUUAAAAAAUUGGAAGCAGCGGGGCAGUAAAAACCACCUCCGAAAGCCCCAUUUUUCCUUUCUAAGGCUGCAGCUCGGCUUUGGGAGCCCUGAACCCCUGCCUUGUUCUUGGGGGAUCUUUGAGGUUUUCCCUUUAGCUUUAACCCAGCCCCCUUAUUUUACCAGUUUAUCUUCAUUCUCGGUGUGGUAAACUGAUUGCAGGCAGCCACACGUGCGUUCGAGCCUCCCAAGAGAGAAAGCUGUUGUUUUCCUGCAUUCUGCCUCAGGGUCUUACUGCCCACCCUCUUCUGUUUCGUUACUGUGUUUGCUCAAACGGAACAAAGAGCAGAGAAAACCUCUCCCCUCCAGGCAAGCAGAGGGGAAAGCAGAGCGUCCUUCCUUCUAAUUCCUCUCCGUGCUCCGAUGCUGCUGCUGCUGCUGCUGCUGCAUCUAGGGACUCGCAGGCAACAUGCAGGUGGGGGGGGGGAGAGAGAGAGAGAGAGAGAGAGAGAGCUGGCUGGCUGGCUUGGGUGGGUGUGUGGGGGAACUUUUGCCUUCCUUUCCUCCCUCCGGUAAAACCCCUCUCCUGCAUUCUUAGCCAGCUGCUUCUCCGCACACUCCUCUCGGUGCUCCUUGUCCCUUCUAUGUUUUUCCUUCCCUCCCCACUUAAAAUGUGGUUACAAAGCACAGAUCCACAUGGAUCCUCAGGAUCUUUGCAUUGGGUCACCCCAAAUUCACCAUCAGAUCACAUAGCAUGUCCAUGGCUACAGCCUGCACCAAAAAAAUCACGCACCCACUGUUGCCUGGGGCUGCAAUGGUGCAAAAACGUGGUUACAAAGCAUGGAUCCACAUGGAUCCUCAGGAUCUUUGCAUAGGGUCACCCCAAAUUCAACAUCAGAUCACAUAGCAUAUCCAUGGCUAUAGCCUGUACCAAAAAAAUCACGCACCCACUGUUGCCUGGGGCUGCAAUGGUGCAAAAACGUGGUUACAAAGCACAGGUCCACAUGGAUUCUCAGGAUCUUUGCAUUGGGCUACCCCAAACUCACCGUCAAAUCACAUGUCUGUGGCCACAGCAUGAAGCACAAAAAUGAUACAUCCACUGUUUCAUUCAGAAUUUUUUUUCUUGUUUUCCUCCUCUAAAAACUAUGUGCCUGUUAUGGUCAGGUGCGUGUUAUCGAGCAAAAAAUACGGUAAAUAUGGAUUGACUUUAUAAUGUUUAUGUUCUUGGUGUUUUGGUUCUAGGUGCUGCCACUGAAGCAAUAAAUGAACGAAUGAGUGCUAGUUAUCUCUUUUUAUGCUAUUUCUCUUUAGUUAUUUAGAGUUAAGCUUUGUGAUACUGCAGUCCUCAUGGAUUUUUAUUUUAUUUUGAUAAAGAGUUAAAAAAUACAGGUAAUGCACAUACAUAACACAAAGCAAUCACUAAAAGAAUAAAGACACAUUGCAUUGGUCACAGCUUUUAAAACAAAGGAAGUGUUUAAGCGACUUGUGUUCUACUCUGUUAUAAUUUUUGCAGGUGGAGCUCAAGGCAGUUAACAAAUAAUUGAAUAAUAAUUGGAGUUAAAGUGUAUUAGCUAAAACAGGCUUCCUCAGCCUCGGCCCUCCAGAUGUUUAGAGACUACAAUUCCCAUCAUCCCUGACCACUGGUCCUGCUAGCUAGGGAUCAUGUGAGUUGUAGGCCAAAAACAUCUCGAGGGCAAAGGUUGAGGAAGUCUGAGCUAAAACAUGAAAUAAGAUGCAAAGAAACUUACAAAUGUCACAUUGUUCACUAUGGAAUUCCCCUUGCAGUCUAAAUGUCAAGGAGGGAAUAAUUCAACAGUGUCAUUUACCGGUACUUUUUCUGCAGGAAUAUUGUCGUGGGUAUCCCAAAGGAGCAUGCACCAAGGAGUUUAAUCCCCACUGUGGCUCUGAUGGCAUCACCUAUGACAACAAGUGUAUUUUCUGCAAUGCAUAUAUGUGAGUAUACAUUUCACUUAUAAAGUACAAAUUGAAAAGAGUGAGCAGAGCUACUUUGUAGGCAGCUCAAAAUUAGUAAAAUAUUUGAAGGAAAUGCUAUAAUUAAUAAAUCCCUCGUGUGGCAAUAAUACAGUUAUUGCAAAGGUAAUAAUGACCUAAUACAGGUGUUGCCCUACUUGUGGAUUUUGGAAGUGUCAACUCAAUUGAAAAAAAAUGACAUAAAAUGACAUUUUUAAAAGGAGAAUAUUUCACAAAGUGGUUUUGCAGCAAAUAUAUACAGCAAUAAUUAACUUGCCUUAUUUAGCUAUCAUGGUGCCAGGUGGGGGUGGUAUUUCAGGUUAGUUCACAUUUUAAUGCAAAAUUACCUAAUUUACAUUUCACAAACCAAUACGCAAACGGAAACAAAGCUAUCCUUUAAAAUUCACGUCUGUAAAUUUUGUGAUGCAGGUUUCCAGCUUAAGAAAACUGCAAAAAUGUGUAAAUUGGGAAAACAAUACAAAGUUUUGAGGGGGCAGGAGUUUGCACAAAAAUGCUCUCAAUUUUUAUGAAUGUCACAGAUUGAUUCAGUAACAUGAGGCACUAGAUUUAAGACUUCAGAAAUAAGAAAAUGAGAGAAACCCAAACUGACAUAUUGGUCCAUCUCUACUCAUCAUUGUAUUAUUUCUGUUUACGGAGUAAUGAUGAAGCAUGCAUCUUUUGGAUUAUCUCACUGAGUUCCUGGUUUUGUCUUUCCUUCAUCAGCGCAAGUGGAAGAGUACUGAGACUGAAGCACCUUGGAAAAUGCUAAAGACUAAGGAACAUCUAUUGAGGGAAAUGUCCCUUUCUCUUCAUGCUGCACUCAUACCAUCACCACAAAGAAAUAUAUUCUUCCUUCUGCUUAUACUUUGCAUUGCCAGCUAGUG
Podarcis lilfordi (Lilford's wall lizard) is the source of this 4327-nucleotide messenger RNA. The record is from the annotation of a GenBank genome assembly. NCBI's taxonomy places the organism in Eukaryota, Metazoa, Chordata, Lepidosauria, Squamata, Lacertidae.